AUGGCUACUGGAUUGCUAAAGGCUCUGAAGCUCUCCAAGCCAGUAAAAAACCUUUUUACACAUGAGAGAGAGAAUUGUGAUGUGAUAGGAGCUACUAAGGCAAACGACGCGCACCUAGGGUACCGCGGGGCGGAGAGGAGGCGGGAUGUCUCGCAGAGGCCAGCCCUGCGGAUGCAGGGCACCGGCAGAAUACUAAUUACAGGAAAAAGCCAAACACCCUUACAGGAGCUCCACCGUCCAGAAAGGAAAGCGGACCGGACUGCGUGCUGCCCUGCACCCGGACAACGCCGGGAUCUGCUCACUCAACUCGCCAACUCGCGUCGCACCCGGUGUCCGUCAGCACCAGCUUGCCGGGCCCGGCUCCCUUCGCCCGCCCGCCCUGCCCGGCGGAGCCGCAGAUCAGGGCCACCGAACAGUAACUUGCGGACGCCAGGGAAACUCCGUGCGGAUCUCCCCGCCCGCUUUCCGUCUGCCACGGAGUCCCGCUUCCCCGGGCGCACCGGAGGGCGCACUUGUGCCCAGCUGCGCCUUCCCCGGGCCCCCCGCAGGCGCACCCACUCACCUGGGGGCUCGCUGCCCUCUCCACGGCGUCCCGCGCCAGCCACCUGGGCGUUGGCAUCCGAAAGGGCGCGCGCUCAGCAGCCGGGCGCCCGCGGGCUCCUGGGGACCCAGGGCGCGCGGUGGGGCGCACGGGGCGGACCCGCGGCGCCCGCUCGGCACCCGCUGCGGCCGGCGCCCGCUCCGAUCACAGCCCUCUCCGCGGGACGCGGGCUGUGGGGACCCCGCGCGGGCCCCCAGCGCCCCGGUCCCGCCGGCUCGGCCGGCUCCCCGGGGUGGCUCAGACGCCGGGUCCGGAGCGAGAGAGCGAGCGGGCGCGCGUCCGGAGAGAGGGCGAGGGGGCGAGUGGGCGGGCGCAGAAGAGGCGGAGAGGACGCGCUGGGCCGGGCCAGGUGGGCGGGUGGCGGGGAGGAGCGGGUGGUCGGCGGCCGGCGCCGGCAGACAGCGCUGUGCGUGGCGGGACCCGGAGCCGCCGAGACUCCGGCACCUCCCGGAGCCCAAGUGAGGGCUCUUGGCACCGCAGCCGCUCCGCCGCCGCGCGCGCACCCUCGCGCGCGCACCCCCGCGCGCCCCUCCUCCACCGCCCUCCUGACAGCUCCGCGCAGACCGAGUCCUUCUCAGGAAAAUCCAGAAGAGCGGUGGAAGUAGGAGGGGCAGCAGCCCAUCCAUCUCCAGGCGAGGUAUUUGCAUCUGAAAACGCCGAGCUGAAGGAGAGUUUGGAGAAUUUUUUUUUUUUCCCAGCGCCCUCCCCUCCCCACCCCCAACCUGUCGCGGAAGCCGUGAUCAAUGGAGCUCCUGAGGCAUGAAGGCAAAGUCAUAAAACUAAUCAGAACUUA
Bubalus bubalis (water buffalo) is the source of this 1394-nucleotide messenger RNA. Its product is annotated as translation initiation factor IF-2-like. Lineage: Eukaryota; Metazoa; Chordata; Mammalia; Artiodactyla; Bovidae. The transcript has 4 exons. The record is from RefSeq and is a predicted model, not a curated record. Bases 1 to 1206 code for a protein of 401 amino acids.